AAUGGGAAGGGAGCUGGAAGUCAAUUGCCAUUUUACCGGUUUAAUGCGUCAUCAACGGGCGUCAUGUGGCGCAUUAUGGAACUUUGUCUGGACUACAUUUCGGCGUGAUUUGCUAUUACCCGGGAGAGUCCUGGAGGGCGGAAGCCGGAAGCUGCACGGAGGAGGGUGGGGCCAAGUAAGCCGGGUUAUUGAGGCUUGUUACCCAGCUUGGAGGGAGGUGAUAGGGGCGGGGCUGGGAAGAUGUGAUGGCUUGUGAUUGGAAGAGGGGUGGGGUUAAAUAAGACUGACGAGGCUAUGAUUGGGCGGCAAUAUGAAGGCGGUCUCUUUAGUUCUGGAGAGGUAGGGCCUGGGCACAGAGCUCACUGACGGGGGUCGCAGCCGACGAAGUGAAUAAGACGUAAGGGGGUCGUCCCGGCGGGAAGCUGGUGGGGGGGGCGGGUCAGACGUUGGGAUCCUGAAGGGGUCGCGGAGCACCAUGGCUGGGAAGGGCUGAGCAGUGGGGGCGGGACAAGGCCGACGUCAACGUCACGUGGGAAGGACGCGAAGCCCGCGCCCUAGAGCGGGAAGUCCGAAGAGGGCUGAAGUGGGGCGAAAGGGGCGGGGCUCGGGCCGGCCCAGGAGAAGUCAUCGGAGGCGGGGCCUCGGGCCUCCUCCUCGCCCUUACCCGGCGCGCGCGCUCCGAGACCAGGCAUGCCCCUUGGUGGCGCGCUCCCCCUGGGCACGUGCCCGGACCUAUGUCCCGAGGCGGAGCGCGCGGCGCGCGAACGGCAGCGGCGCCUCCAUCGUCUGGAGGCGGCCCCAGCGCGCGCCGUCAAGGAGUACGCGCGGCCGGCGGCGGGCAAGCCUCGCCCGCCCCCAAGCCAGCUGCGGCCGCCGCGCGUGCUGCUGGCCACCGUGCGCUACCUGGCGGCUGAGGUGGCCGGCCGCGCCGACGUGCCCCCGCCCGACGUGGCCGCCUUCGUGUGGGAUCGGCUGCGCGCAGUGCGCCUCGACUUAGUGCUGCAGCCGGGCGCGCCCCCAAAGGACGCCGCCGCCGUGCUCGAGGCCGCGCUCGCCUGUCAGCUCUGCGUGUCCGGCCCGCCUGGAGGCGAGCCCGGCCGGGGCCCCGGCGCGGGGCUGGACCCGCAGCUGUUGCACGCGCAGAUGCAGGAGGCCUUCGGCUCCCUCCGCCGCUGCUACGCGGACGCUGCCAGCCCCGAAGCUCACCCGCGCCAGGGCCUCUUCCAGAGCCUGUUCCUGCUGUACAACCUGGGCUCCGUGGAGGCCCUGCGCCAGGUCCUGCUGCUGCCCGCUGCCCUGCGCUCCUGCCCGGCCCUCCGCCGGGCCUUGGCCGUGGACGCCGCCUUCCGCGAAGCCAACGCCGUGCGCCUGUUCCGACUGCUCGGAGCCCUGCCCUACCUGCCCAGCUGCGCCGCCCAGCGCCACGUGGGGCCCGCCCGCCGCCGGGCCCUGGCCGCCCUGGCCCGAGCCCUGGGCACCUCUCGAGGCCAGGCCUUCCCGCUGCGCCGCCUGGCCGGCCUGCUGGCCAUGGACAGCGUGGAGGACGCGAGAGCCCUGUGCCGGGCCCACGGGCUGGCGGUGGAGGGGGAGGAGGGAAAGGAGCAGGCUGUGUUCGUGCGUGGCCAGUACACAGAGAGCGAGCCCCUGCCGGCCCUGCCUUGUGCCCUGCUGGUGGAGAGCAAGCUGGGGGGCUGCACCCUGGAACAGGUGGUGAUGGGGGAGGGUCCGGACGAGGCGGAGGGAGUCCUCCCCAGGACGCCCACGUGAAGCCCCCUGCCCUCGCCCCUCAACCCCUCACGCCAAAGACUCGGGAGACUCCUUUGCCCACUCUGCCAGUAAAGGCGCCUUUCUUAA
Antechinus flavipes (yellow-footed antechinus) is the source of this 1854-nucleotide messenger RNA. RefSeq names its product SAC3 domain containing 1 (gene SAC3D1). The transcript has 2 exons. Bases 691 to 1767 code for a protein of 358 amino acids. Lineage: Eukaryota; Metazoa; Chordata; Mammalia; Dasyuromorphia; Dasyuridae. Gene Ontology annotation, cellular component: spindle; nucleus; centrosome. The record is from RefSeq and is a predicted model, not a curated record. Gene Ontology annotation, biological process: spindle assembly; centrosome duplication.